GAACAUUAAUGCCUAUAGCAUUAUCAAAAACAUUCAUAACAAUCAAUCUUUUUGUUUUUUAUUUUAUUUUAUUUUUUAUAUGCAAUAUUUUCAUAAGCUUUGGACUGCUCUCUCUAUAUAAACUCAAGUUUCAUUUAUUUUUUUGGCAGACUCAAGAAUCUUUCUUGUAGCUCAAACACACACUAUUCCCUCUCUCUCUCUCUCUCUCUCUCUCUCUCUACUCGGCCAAAAACAUACACUAAAAACAUGACUGGUGUUAGUCUUAGAAGCCUUACAUUCAUGUUCUUCAUUGCUUUUCUAGUCUGGUCAUCAAGUUUUGAGACUUGCAUUGCUAGAAGAGGAAGGCACUGGAGGCAUGGCAGGGGUACCUCGGCUUCUCUGUAUAAUAAGAGGAAAGGGAAAAGCCAUGGCAGCAGCAGCAACCACCACCAACAUAAUAAAGGAUCAAAACCAAAACCUCCAUCUCAUAAAGCUCCUCUAUUGCCUCCUGCUCCCACGCCACCUAAAGACGAUGCACCACCGUCAUCAAGCUCACCAAUCAAAGGUUCUGCAACCUUCAACGUCCUUAAUUUUGGCGCCAAGGGAGAUGGAAAGACCGAUGAUACAAAGGCAUUUCAAGCCGCAUGGGCAGCUGCUUGUAAGGUGGAGGCAUCAACAAUGCUCGUUCCAGCAGAAUAUAUAUUCCUUGUGGGACCUGUUUCUUUCUCUGGUCCAUACUGUCAAGCAAACAUUGUAUUUCAGCUGAAUGGCAAGAUUAUUGCUCCAACAAACUCCUACGUCUGGGCUAAAGGUCUUCUAUGGUGGAUCGAAUUCACAAAGCUAAAAGGAAUUACAAUUCAGGGAACAGGCACCAUUGAUGGGAGUGGCUCAGUAUGGUGGGAAGAUUAUCCACUGGAUGAUCCUGAAGAUGAUGAAACAAAAUUAAUUAUUCCACUAAACAACACAGUACAACAACAUCCACCGAUGCCGGUAAGAAGUGAACUCGGUAAGAAGAUGCCAAGCAUCAAGCCCACAGCACUAAGAUUUUAUGGAAGUUUCAAUGCAACAGUCACGGGCAUUACAAUUCAAAACAGUCCCCAAUGCCACCUCAAGUUCGACAACUGCAUUGGAGUUGUGAUACAUGAUAUAACCAUCUCAUCACCUGGUGACAGUCCUAAUACAGAUGGAAUCCAUCUACAGAACUCCAAAGAUGUGCUAAUUCACAGCAGUAAUCUUGCUUGCGGAGACGACUGUGUUUCCAUACAAACUGGAUGCACAAAUGUAUACAUACACAAUGUGAACUGUGGGCCAGGACAUGGAAUUAGCAUCGGUAGUCUGGGACGGGAUAAUACAAAAGCUUGUGUUUCCAACAUCACUGUUCGAGAUGUUGUUAUGCACAACACAAUGACAGGUGUCAGAAUUAAGACGUGGCAGGGUGGAUCAGGCUCUGUACAAGGGGUACUAUUCUCCAACAUUCAAGUUUCUGAGGUUCAACUUCCUAUAGUGAUUGACCAAUUCUACUGUGAUAAAAGCACAUGCAAAAACCAAACAACAGCUGUGUCUCUAUCAGGUAUCAACUAUGAAAAGAUUAGAGGGACGUACACAGUAAAACCUGUACACUUUGCCUGCAGUGACGCCCUACCAUGUAUAGAUGUAAGCCUAACUACAAUAGAGCUAAAACCAGUGCAAGCACAAUAUCACAUGUAUGAUCCUUUCUGUUGGCAAACUUUUGGAGAGUUGAACACUCCUACUACCCCUCCCAUUGACUGUCUACAGAUUGGUAAGCCAUCAAGCAAUAGACCUCAGUCCGAUCAUGAUGUAUGCUGAGCUUCCCACAGAUUACUACGGUGUAUUGACUUGUGUGGUUGGCAUGAUUUUCCAACCCCUAUUACACCAUUAGCUUAUUAGGUAAAGGAUUUAUAUAGUGAUUGUUCUUCAGCGUGAUUACAUAUUAGAUUCCAUUGCGUGGGAGUAUACAGGCAGUAUUAUCAGCAAGAGUUCAAUAGUAUAGUAUAAGGUAGUGUUGUUUGCAAUUUGUUUAAUUGUGAGAGAGUAUACUAAGUUCUUGAUUUGUGGAUGUGCAAUAAAUAAUGAUUCAAUGAAUAUCUAUCAAUGUUCGCAAAUACCAA
Messenger RNA from Ricinus communis (castor bean), 2108 nucleotides. Its product is annotated as polygalacturonase At1g48100. The transcript has 7 exons. Gene Ontology annotation, biological process: carbohydrate metabolic process. Lineage: Eukaryota; Viridiplantae; Streptophyta; Magnoliopsida; Malpighiales; Euphorbiaceae. Bases 247 to 1806 code for a protein of 519 amino acids. Gene Ontology annotation, molecular function: polygalacturonase activity. The record is from RefSeq and is a predicted model, not a curated record.